CUUCACUUUAUUUAACAUGGCCAGCAUUCCAGAUUAUUACGCUAUACUCCAAGUACCAGUAACAAGUACACACGACGAAAUUCGUGAAGCUUACAAGAGACAAGCUUUGGUCAAUCAUCCCGAUCGACUUCCUACUACCGCCAGCCAACAAGAUCGAGAAGAAGCCACACGAAAGUUCCAACUUGUUGCUGAUGCUUAUUAUAUCCUGGGUGACCGCUCACGCCGAGAGGCCUACGACAAGUCUCGAAGCAAGCAAGAGGGUUUUGCCCCAUUUAAUGCUGCUAGACCCAAAGCUUCGACUUCACAAGCCAAUCAUCUUUUUGGUGAUAUUUUUGAAGAACUGCUAAAACCCGAUGUGGAGCACCCUACACACAUUUGGAGAAUUAUAGGUGCUGGAGCUGGAGCUGUACUAGGAUUUAUUAUUGGAAAUGUUCCUGGAGCAGCCAUUGGCGCACUAGCAGGAAAAACAUUAGGUCAAGUGAGAGAUCACAAAGGUGUAUCCGUGUACACGGCAUUUCAAAAAUUGGAUGGAGAUCAACGAAGAAAUAUUUUGACUAGUUUAUUAGCAAGAUUUGUAACAGCAGGUGCAUCAGGCAUGAUGAAAUAAUUUUAAAUUAAAUAUUUUUCGGAUUCAACCACACCAAAUGCAAAUGGCAAAACUUGUUCAAAUGUGUAUUCUUGGUGUUCUCCUAACGUAUUUACAAAAUAAACAGGCAUAUCUCUUUUAACAAAUUCAGAAAUAAAUUGUCUAUAUUUUUACAUCAUUAGUCGAAUUCCAAUCCAACCUUGUUUUUCUUUUUUACCUGCAAAUACCACAAGGGGAAAUAAAUUCGGUUUGGUCUGAGGUAACAGCCAGUGCGCGAAAUUUAGAUUGUCCCUCGCUCUAUUUUUUUUUUCUGCGUUAUUUUUUUUUUUUUUUUUGUUUGUUUCAUGAAUUUCUGCUUUUCUUACCACAGCUUUUACAAAAGCAGUUCUUUCGGCACAAAUAGCAGCUCCUAUUAAAAUAGUCAGUUUUUUGUUUUCUCUCUCUCUUUUUUUUU
Mucor mucedo is the source of this 1040-nucleotide messenger RNA. RefSeq names its product DnaJ domain-containing protein. The record is from RefSeq and is a predicted model, not a curated record. Bases 17 to 607 code for a protein of 196 amino acids. Gene Ontology annotation, molecular function: protein folding chaperone; protein-folding chaperone binding. Gene Ontology annotation, cellular component: cytoplasm; nucleus. The transcript is spliced from 5 exons. NCBI's taxonomy places the organism in Eukaryota, Fungi, Mucoromycota, Mucoromycetes, Mucorales, Mucoraceae.